AUGUAUGUCGGUAGUAUCUUUUGUAAAGGCUUGUUGAAGAAACAAUAUGCUGCUAAUUUAAAGAGCAAAGGAGUUUUUGAAGAGGUAGCUCAAAGGUUACCUUCACCUCUAGCUACGGUAAGACCCAGUGAAGGAAUAAUAAUGGGCAUGAAAAAUAAUUUAUGUGAGAUUUGGGGGCACCUCGAAAAAGAAGAUGUGGGAAUCAUCGGCUUAUAUGGGUUAGGAGGAGUUGGGAAGACCACUCUGCUAACUGAAGUCAACAACAAGUUUGUCAAUACAACUCAUGAUUUUGAUGUUGUGAUUUGGGUAACGGUGUCCAGUAAUCUAGAUUUGGAUCAGGUUCAAGAUGACAUCGGAAAAAAGAUGGGACUUUAUGACGAGAUAUGGAAGAAUAAAAGACCAGAAGGAAAUAAAGAAGAUAUAUGUGGAGUGUUGAGCAAAAAGAAGUUUGUUUUGUUGUUGGAUGAUAUGUGGGAGCGCCUUGAUCUCUUAGAGGUUGGGAUUCCACUUCAAAACAAGCAAAACUCCAAGAUAGUAUUCACAACCCGUUCUAAAAGGGUGUGUGGCCAAAUGGACGCUCAUAAAACAAUUGAAGUGGAGUGUUUGCCAUGGGGGGAGGCUUGGGAUUUGUUCCAAAAGAAGGUUGAUUGGGAGAUUGAUUGGAGUGUAGAAGGAAAAGAGAUAGAAACUAGUAAUAAUCCCAUCGACUUUCAUAUCAGAAACCGACCAUGCUUCCACAGCCUUCGUAGAGUAUUCAUAGAUAAUUGCAAAAGGUUGAAAAACGCAAAAUGGAUUCUCUUUGCUCCAAACAUCGAGUCUCUCUCUAUAUCUAGCUGUGAGAAUAUGGAAGAAGUAAUUAGUGCGGGUGCGUGGAUGGAAGCUACAGAGAAAGGGAAAAUUCCAAAACCAUUUGCAAAACUAAACCAUUUGAUGUUAGGUCGUCUUCCAAAACUAAAGAGCAUCUACCACAAUCCCCUGCCCUUCCCUUGCUUGGUUGUCCUCGAUGUAAGAGAGUGUCCAGAGUUGAAGAAGCUUCCACUCAACUCUGAUAGCGCUAAAGAACAUCGAACUGCCAUGUAG
Ilex paraguariensis (yerba mate) is the source of this 1080-nucleotide messenger RNA. Lineage: Eukaryota; Viridiplantae; Streptophyta; Magnoliopsida; Aquifoliales; Aquifoliaceae. The record is from the annotation of a GenBank genome assembly.